AUGGUUUCGUUGCCUACUUUAGCAAGAUCUACAGAAGGUGUCUUGCUAGCUAAUAGUGCCUUGCCUCAAAAGAACCGAGAUGAAAAGUUCCAUCAUGAGUUGUUUUGUGAAACACAAAUUGAUAAGUUUACUCUUAUUCCUCUAAAAAAUGGCGAUGGAUCGACUGAUAGCAAUCAAGGACCAGUGUCAAGCUUGUUGGAUAAAGUUGAUUCACCUGGAAUUAGAGAUGACGACGUUGUGCAAAAUGGAGAAAGGUUGAGCAAUGAAUUUGAUGAUCUUACGUUCAAGGCACCAGCAAGCACCGUUACGUGGGAUAGCCUUUUCAAAUUAAAUUUAGGGAGCCAGGAUGGACGAAACACAAAAGUAAUAGAGCCCUUAGACAGAUAUUUUGCAUCGGUCGAAAAAGAUAUCCUUUCUCGCCAACAAUUUGACAUGGAAUUCUUUAGCACUCAUGGUAGUGGAAAGAAAACAGCUGCAAAAAAUAGAAGCCUUUAUUUAGAAAACGAAUUAAAUAGUGAAGUCAACGAUGAAAUAAAUGUUAAGUCUACAAGGACCAAAGGAAAACAUACGCUAGAGCUCACAGUAGACCCAGCUUUAAGAGUCUCUGCGAGAGAUAGUUGCCAUGGRAACUCACAUCAUAUUCAAUAUGGUGACAUGUUUAGGGCUUUGCUACACAGGACGGAACCACAAAAUAAGGAAAAAUCCAAACUUAUUCAUGAUAACGCAAUUGCAGAACAAAAGCUGAAAGAAGCAAAUGUUAUUAUUGAAAGAUUAACAGAAAAAAUACAACGACGAAGACUAAUACUUAAAUGCAAAGAAGAUAGACAACUAAGUCUGGAAGAAAACAUCGAAUCUUUAAAAAWAGAAAGAGACGAGAAACAGGCCGAAUGCAUGAAUCUAAUUACACAAUUGAACGUUAUCAUCAACGAAAGGGGGAACAAAAUCGAUGAACUGGCCAUAAGGAAAAUAAAGGCUGAAGCAUCUUACCRUCAAGAGCUACAAAAUAAUAUAGAACUGAAAUCCAAAUUAGAAAGUAAAGAGAGACACAUAAAGGCAUUGAAAGAGAAGGUGGAAAAAGCAAGAAAGUGGAAAAAUGACAUUGCCUAAGCUAAACUAAAAGGAAAAAAAAAUUAGAACUAGAAGUAUGUUUUUUAAAAUAAUUCGAUCAUAACUUAUUGCGCCAAUCAAAUCCUUGCUUUAGGCUCACACGUCUAUGACUUUGCAUACCCAGUCUAUAUAUAAAGACUUGCAUGAAAUCCAUUACUAUGUUUGUUUUAAAGCCAUGCUCAUAAGAAAAAUAAA
This is a messenger RNA of Actinia tenebrosa (Australian red waratah sea anemone), 1302 nucleotides long. RefSeq lists its product as uncharacterized. NCBI's taxonomy places the organism in Eukaryota, Metazoa, Cnidaria, Anthozoa, Actiniaria, Actiniidae. The record is from RefSeq and is a predicted model, not a curated record.